UGUCGUAAGAUCUGAUAUGAUCUGUCUCUUUGGUCACCGUUGUAUCACUGGCUCCUAGCAUAGACUAUCGGUUAAUAAAUAAUGUUGUACAAAUAAAUGAAGGGCUGGAUUUCCUUGGAGCCAGCAAUAUUUGUAGGAAAGAUGCAUUUAGCCGUGGAACGUACCGAGUGAGAAAUCACAGUUGGGUGUCCUGGUGGAAGGGUAUGGAAGACGUUUGAAGACACAGGGCAAACGCUCGGAUGAAGCAUCAGUUCGAGUCAUGAAAAACCGUGUCCUAUGGAAUAAAGAUGAAGUGAUUGAGAAGAAACAGUGAACACCUUCGCUCUGUGGAAAGGACAACAUGGAUCAGCCAUUUACUGUGAAUUCUCUGAAAAAGUUGGCUGCUAUGCCUGACCAUACGGACGUCUCCCUCAGCCCAGAAGAGCGAGUCCGUGCCCUCAGCAAGCUUGGGUGUAAUAUUACCGUCACUGAAGACAUCACCCCACGCCGCUACUUUAGAUCUGGGGUAGAGAUGGAGAGAAUGGCGUCGGUGUAUUUGGAAGAAGGAAAUUUGGAAAAUGCCUUUGUCCUUUAUAACAAAUUUAUAACCUUGUUUGUAGAAAAGCUUCCCGGCCAUCGAGAUUACCAGCAAUGUGCAAUCCCAGAAAAGCAGGAUAUUAUGAAGAAACUGAAGGAGAUUGCAUUCCCAAGGACUGAUGAAUUGAAAAAGGACCUUUUAAAGAAAUAUAACAUAGAAUACCAAGAAUAUUUGCAAAGCAAAAACAAACACAAGGCGGAAAUUCUCAAACAACUGGAGCAUCAGAGCCUGAUCGAGGCCGAAAGGAAGCGGGUGGCUCGGAUGCGCCAGCAGCAGCUGGAGUCGGAGCAGUUCCUAUUUUUCGAAGACCAGCUCAAGAAGCAGGAAUUAGCCCGGGGUCAGGUGCGAAGCCAGGAAACGCCGGCGCUGGCGGAGCAGAUCGACGGGAGCGCUUUGUCCUGCUUGUCCGCGCCGCGGAACAGUGCCCUGCUGAAUGUGUUCGCAGACCAGCCUCCUAAGAGCGAGACGACCCCUGAUGCCAAGCACUCUCCUCCCGUAAACCGGGCUUCCAAGCCCGCGGCCGCUCUGAGCGCCGCCGUGCACAAUUUAGUGGUCGAAGGACUGCGGUGUGUAGUUUUACCAAGAGACCUUUGCCACAGAUUUCUGCUUCUGGCAGAAUCUAACACACUCAGAGGAAUAGAAACCUGUGGAAUACUCUGUGGAAAACUGACACAUAAUGAGUUUACUAUCACCCAUGUAAUUGUGCCAAAGCAGUCUGCAGGGCCGGACUACUGUGAUGUGGAGAAUGUGGAAGAAUUAUUCAGCGUUCAGGACCAACAUGGCCUCCUCACACUGGGAUGGAUCCACACACACCCGACCCAAACUGCAUUCUUGUCCAGUGUUGAUCUUCACACUCACUGUUCCUAUCAGCUCAUGCUGCCAGAGGCUAUUGCCAUUGUUUGUUCACCAAAGCAUAAAGACACCGGCAUUUUCAGGCUCACCAACGCUGGCAUGCUCGAGGUUUCUGCUUGUAAAAAGAAGGGUUUCCAUCCACACACCAAGGACCCCAGGCUGUUCAGUAUAUGCAAACAUGUGUUGGUAAAAGACAUAAAAAUAACCAUGCUGGAUCUAAGGUGAUGUGUUCCGAAGAUUAGCACCGUCGACCCCAGACACCUACCCAUGGACGUGCGGUUGCGGAUUUUCUUAAGACGUUUCCUGAAGUGACUGAUAUUUUGUAUUUAUACAUUUUAGAUCAGAAAGUUUGAUAUUUAUUGUUCUUGCCCAUUUUGAAGUUUCCUUUUCGGGGUGCUCUGUCUCCGGAGAAGUCACAGUUGGGUUACAUCAAUAGCUAUGAAUGCACCCAGAUACUACAACCGUACCAUAAAUAAUGCUGCAAACAACAACAUGUCCGGUGUUCGUAGAGGUCUCCGCGCGUGUUUUCAGAGCUUCCCAUGCUUCGCUGUAUUUUUUUUUUUCCUCGUUCCUAUUAAAGGUCAUUCCAAACAAGAGAUGCUGAGUACCAGGGGGUCUCCCAGACAGGCCGUCUGUUUCUGCCAUGCUUUCCUGUGGUCGAAAAUGAGCAGUUUCCCCGUGUGAGAAGAAACGUGGCUGUAGACGGUAGAGCGGUCUUGCGUCCAAUGUCAAGCUCAGAAAUACGUCUGCAGCGGAUCCUAGUGGAGGAUACCAGAAUAGCGAGCUUCUACUCAGGGAAGGGUACCAGAGGGCGUGGGAUUAGCAGACGAUUCAUUAACUUGACUGAGAGGACUAAAAGCAGAGACGCUUGAGAGAAGAAUGAAAAAAGACUCAGAUGAAAGUGUACAGCUUGUUCCCGUGAAAGUUAAUACGGGUGACGGGGAAAAGAA
Molecule: messenger RNA, 2379 nt
Organism: Callorhinus ursinus (northern fur seal)
Lineage: Eukaryota; Metazoa; Chordata; Mammalia; Carnivora; Otariidae
Source: RefSeq, a predicted model, not a curated record